Molecule: messenger RNA, 1365 nt
Organism: Penicillium cosmopolitanum
Lineage: Eukaryota; Fungi; Ascomycota; Eurotiomycetes; Eurotiales; Aspergillaceae
Product: phosphatidylinositol-specific phospholipase C
Exons: 2
Coding region: 1-1365 (454 amino acids)
Biological process (GO): lipid metabolic process
Molecular function (GO): phosphoric diester hydrolase activity
Source: RefSeq, a predicted model, not a curated record
AUGGUAGCCGAGCACCUUACAAUUCGCAACAACACCAGCACGCCGAUCGUCCUGAAGCGCAUCGAGCGCUUCGCGGCCCCAGAACAAAACAAGGGCGUCGACGAUAUCACCUCUCUGGCCAGGAACUUCACUCGCGUCCUGACCAAUCAAACUCGCACCGCCGAGCCGGUCAAGUCCAUCAACGAUGAUACCCGUCCAUUCGAUGAGGUGAAGGGCAUUGAUUUGCGCAUUGAGCCCUUCACGACUAAGAAGACCGAAAGAAAGGCUUUCAUCCAGACGCCUGUCCCUACCACCGAGUCCGCCACAAUGAAGGCACUGACUGAGAACCCUAAGCACAAGUUUACAGGCGUCUACAUUACGCCCGAAUCAUACCUGACAAUUUUCUCGUCUGCCAACCUGGAUGCCUGGAUGCGUGAGCUUCGCGAUGAUACUCUCCUCUCCGCACUAUCCAUCCCAGGCACGCACAAUUCCCCCACCUGUCAUCUCGCCCCGCCCUCGGUACGCUGCCAGGCUGUUAACCCGCGCGAGCAACUGAAGAAUGGCGUGCGUUUCUUUGACAUUCGCGUGCAGCCACAGUACCCCGAUCGACCGGAGAAGGAUGAGCUGAUCCUGGUGCACAGCGUGUUCCCCAUCUCACUGACAGGCAACAAGUACUUCAGUGACCUGAUGCGCGAGGUCAACGAAUUCCUUGAGCAGAAUCCCUCUGAAACCCUCAUUAUCUCCCUCAAGCGUGAGGGCCCUGGAAAUGCCAAGGAUGAACAGCUUGCGCAUAUCCUUCAACAGCACUAUGCCCGUGCCGACAGCCACUGGUGGGUUCGGCCCAAGAUUCCAACCCUCGGUGAGGCUCGUGGCAAGGUCGUUCUCCUUCGUCGGUUCAACUUGCCGGAGGACCUGCAGAAGGAGCACGGUGGUACUGGAUGGGGUAUUGAUGCUGCUGCGUGGGCGGAUAACACCCCACACGCAAGCUGCCCCAGUGGCCAGCUCUGUAUCCAGGACUUCUAUGAAGUGCAGGAGUCCCUCAAUAUCGAAAAGAAGAUCAAGUUUGUUACCGAGCAGAUCGACCGUGCUGGUCACUGCCGAUAUCCUUUCGGAAUCCAGCAGAAUGUGCAGGAAACGAAGAAGUACCCCUUCUUCAUCAACUUCCUAAGCGCAAGCAACUUCUGGAAAACUGAUACAUGGCCUGAGAAGAUUGCUGCCAAGGUCAACCCUGCUGCGGUGGAUUAUAUCUGUCGCCAGCAGCAGCAAGGCGAUGGUGACUGCGGUACUGGCAUUCUGGUCACUGACUGGGUUGGCUUGGAUGGUAACUGGGAUCUUGCGCGUUGCAUUGUCGGCAUGAACGCUAAGCUGCGACUCCGACAUGAGUGA